Suillus paluster is the source of this 1322-nucleotide messenger RNA. RefSeq lists its product as uncharacterized. The transcript is spliced from 5 exons. Lineage: Eukaryota; Fungi; Basidiomycota; Agaricomycetes; Boletales; Suillaceae. The record is from RefSeq and is a predicted model, not a curated record. Bases 286 to 1185 code for a protein of 299 amino acids.
UCAAGUCCUGCCGGCAGCUUGGACCUCCUUCAGACCUUGAGCACGUCUUCGAUCUUUGUGUGCAGCACCUUGAACGGAUCAAUAACUAUCACAAAGUAGGUCGAAGAUUUGCUUCCGUGGCAAAUGACGCUUCCAUUGUGUGCCAAUUCUUCUCAUCAGAAAUCUAACAAACAUCACCGCUAACCGUCGAGUACUGCUCACUCUCAUUCCAAUCUCAUCGGCGCAGGCUGGACAUAUUGGUUAUCGAGGCCCACAACAAACAACAAAGCAAACUUACCCACGAGCAUGACCGCCGAACUGCAAAACGUCCGACAGCAUCCUACAUACUGGUUCAACGAUGGCUCCAUCGUGAUUCGUUCGCGCGGCAUGAGUAAUGAAGAGGUUUGCUUCAAGCUGCAUGAGAGCUUGUUGCGUCGACAAUCCCGCUUCGUUCAACGGAUGCUUGAUAAUAGCGGGUCUAGCACCGAAGAGAUAUCAAUUCCACCAGAACUUGGUGUCCAAGUCCAUGAUUUGACAGCGCUAUUUGAGCAUCUAUACCAUGAUACCCCUCUUUCCGCUGAAGCGCCCUUCUCGCAUGUUGCGGCGAUCUUGCGCGUCUCUUCCCCGGAUCAGCUUGAUCUUCCUGGUGUGCACAUGUCUGCACGGGCUUACUUCGUAUCGAUGUUUCCGCAGGGUCCUCAGCCAUUUGCACAUCCUAGUGGCCAUCUAGAAGAGGCGUUGGGUCUUGUGCACUCUUAUGAAAUCGCUUCUAUAAGAAAGAGCGUAUAUUACAGCCUUGUCACGACUUCUGAAUUCGAACCUGAGGCUGAUGAUGGCUUGGAUCCGGAAAAUUCCAUCCAACCAAACGGCUCGCCAGGGAUCCGGUGCAGAAGUCUGAUGACUGGCAUCGUGGAGCAUUUCACCCCCAUUUUGUUCACACCGCCUGCAACUCCUCAUAUGGCAUGUACAGACGUAUUUGCGGACAGAUGGAUGUCGCUCGUGAUCCAGCCUGCAAUAUCCACCUCUGGCGUCUGUAGACCGCUCGAAAUGCUCGAGGAAAUCAAGCAAAUUGACUGGGCCGCCGAGGGCUUGUGCGCUGCGUGUGUCAUGGAAAAGACACAGGAGUGGAGACAGGAGCAGAAGGAUUUAUGGGAGAAAAUGGACUUGUGGUUGAAUCCCGAGGGUACAAAGCAUUCCCUCGUUUGAAAUUUACCAAGGAGAUAUAGAUCAGAUUCGUUGCGGUAUUUGCGACCCAUGUGUAAGGCACGAAUAACCUUCCCUGUGCAGUGAAGUCGUGUAACCUGACCUUAUGCAAACUAUGAAGUAACAAUACUAUAUGUACU